CCUCCUCCCCCACAGGGAGGAGGGAAAGGGAGACUUAGCACCAACAGGGACUACAGGUCCCACAAUACCGCGAGAAUCGGGUCCAGUGAGGGGACAUGAUAUCAUCUUGGGGUGUGGAGAGGUUAGAAGAGUAGGCGAUGGGGAUAAAUCGUAGCCGACCGAGGGAGGAGUUUUGAGAGGAAGGGGAGGAAAAGGAAGAAGGAUGACCACAAUUCCCAUCCUUAAGCCUGGGGUGUACCACAACUCCCAUGAUGCUCUGGGAGCGUAGGGGGCGGGCUGAGGGAGUGGAAGUGCGGGAAAAGACUCAAUAUUCCGUCAUGCUUUAGGACGUUUGGCUAAAGUGGUUUGACCGGAAGUCCCUCUCUGGGAGUGAGGGAGUGCAGAGAUAUUCUUAUAACUGCGAAGAUUUCAAUAUGAAGCUGUACUGUUUAUCAGGACACCCAACUUUACCAUGCAAUGUACUCAAAUUCAAGUCUACUACCAUCAUGUUAGAUUGUGGCCUGGAUAUGACUUCAACACUCAAUUUUCUUCCCUUACCAUUGGUUCAGAGUCCAAGGCUAUCUAAUCUUCCUGGUUGGACUUUAAAGGAUGGAAAUACCUUUUUGGACAAGGAACUAAAGGAAUGCUCAGGUCAUGUAUUUGUGGAUUCUGUGCCUGAGUUCUGUUUACCAGAGACUGAGCUAAUAGAUCUGUCUACAGUAGAUGUGAUCCUCAUUUCAAACUAUCACUGCAUGAUGGCGUUACCUUACAUCACUGAACACACCGGUUUUACUGGGACAGUGUAUGCUACAGAACCUACUGUGCAAAUUGGCAGGCUUCUUAUGGAAGAAUUGGUGAAUUUCAUUGAACGGGUGCCAAAGGCUCAGUCUGCCUCCUUGUGGAAGAAUAAAGAAGUGCAGAGACUGCUGCCUGCUCCUCUCAAGGAUGCAGUGGAAGUUUCAACAUGGAGACGGUGCUACACAAUGCAAGAAGUGAACUCUGCUCUCAGUAAAAUCCAGCUUGUGGGCUAUUCUCAGAAAAUUGAGCUUUUCGGUGCAGUACAAGUGACUCCCCUAAGCUCUGGCUAUGCGCUUGGAAGUUCCAACUGGAUUAUUCAAUCCCAUUAUGAAAAGGUGUCCUAUGUUUCUGGCUCCUCCUUGCUUACUACACACCCCCAGCCCAUGGACCAAGCCUCUCUCAAAAACAGUGAUGUCCUCAUUUUGACAGGACUUACUCAGAUUCCAACAGCGAAUCCUGAUGGCAUGGUAGGAGAAUUUUGCAGCAAUUUGGCUCUGACAGUUCGAAAUGGUGGUAAUGUAUUGGUCCCCUGCUAUCCAUCUGGAGUGAUCUAUGACCUCUUGGAAUGCCUUUAUCAGUACAUUGAUUCAGCUGGCCUCUCUAACAUCCCCUUCUACUUCAUCUCUCCUGUUGCCAACAGCUCACUUGAAUUUGCCCAGAUUUUUGCUGAAUGGCUUUGUCACAACAAACAGACCAAGGUGUAUCUCCCAGAACCACCUUUUCCUCAUGCAGAGCUCAUUCAGACCAACAAACUGAAGCACUAUCCCAGCAUCCAUGGAGACUUCAGCAAUGAUUUUAAACAGCCAUGUGUAGUUUUCACUGGUCAUCCGUCCCUUCGAUUUGGAGAUGUUGUACAUUUCAUGGAACUUUGGGGAAAAUCUAGUCUUAAUACUGUUAUAUUCACAGAACCUGACUUCUCAUACCUAGACGCCCUGGCUCCUUACCAACCUUUGGCCAUGAAAUGUAUCUACUGUCCUAUCGAUACAAGGCUCAAUUUCAUUCAGGUGUCAAAGCUGCUCAAGGAAGUACAGAUGAGGAAACUGAGGCCAGAGAGGAGAAGGGACUCGCCCAAGGUCACACAGCCUCUCCAUGUGGUAUGUCCUGAGCAAUAUACCCAGCCUCCCCCUGCCCAGUCACAUCGUAUGGACCUGAUGAUUGAUUGCCAACCCCCUGCAAUGUCUUAUCGCCGUGCAGAGGUGCUUGCCUUGCCCUUUAAACGCCGCUAUGAGAAGAUUGAAAUCAUGCCUGAGCUUGCAGAUUCACUGGUGCCCCUGGAGAUUAAGCCUGGCAUUUCCUUAGCAACUGUUUCUGCUGUACUGCACACUAAAGAUAACAAGCAUGUUCUUCAGGCUCCUCCUAGGCCCAGCCAGCCCCCAGCCAGCAAGAAGAGGAAGAGAGUGAGUGAUGACAUCCCAGACUGUAAGCUUCUGAAGCCCCUCCUAAGUGGCUCCAUCCCUGUGGAUCAAUUUGUUCAGACUUUGGAGAAGCAUGGCUUCAGUGAUGUGAAAGUGGAGGACACAGCUAAAGGACACAUCGUCCUCCUACAGGAAGCUGAAACCCUUAUCCAGAUCGAAGAAGAUUCAACUCAUAUCAUCUGUGACAACGAUGAGAUGCUCAGGGUUCGGCUUAGAGACCUAGUGCUCAAAUUCCUUCAGAAAUUUUAAAUUAAGGAGGUUGAACUAGGUUACCUUGAAAGUCACUCCCAGCUCUAGGACUCUGAAAACUCAGAUUAUUUCUGCCUCGGUGAGUCAGCAGGAUGGUUUUCAACAUGGGGAGAGUUGGGAAAACAAGUGGUGGUCAGUCAUGGGAAAUCCCUGAUCUCAUGCCACUUUAUUUAUGCCACAUAGCUCAAAAAUUACUGGAGAGUUUUCACGUUGACAUUCUCCUCAGUUUUUAAGAUGGUCCCCUUUUAUUCUCAGAUCUGGACUUGGCUUGAGUACUGAGGGAAAUGGGUGUUCACAAGAGAAAGACUGGAUUUAAUGUAUAGAAAUACAUUUCCCUGGAUUUCCACCACUGGCUCAAGGAGCUACCUCUUCAUAAAUUCUAGACUUUUCUUCCCAGUUUGGGUCUCUUAAGUAACCCAGGAUAAGGCAGCAACUUCUUCAUUGGGUAUAGUGACCAGUACUAAAGGCGAUUCUUAAAGACUUCACUGGUUUAGUGGAAAAAUAAGGUAUCUAAACAGACCUUUAUUUUCAAGGUUUUACUUGGCUGAGAAAGGGGAACUACCUUGUUUGACAUUAUUUGUUUGCUUCCUUUAUUGCCUUCCCCAGAGAACUGAAUCACAGGAUGGCUUUUCACAGAAAAGAACAAAAUAAACCACAUCAAUCUUUAUCUUAUUUUUAAGAAAACUUUCUUUCAUAAUAAAAUGUAGUUAUUUUUUCCAAACUA
Monodelphis domestica (gray short-tailed opossum) is the source of this 3165-nucleotide messenger RNA. It is a transcript of the gene INTS9, whose product is annotated as integrator complex subunit 9. Gene Ontology annotation, cellular component: integrator complex. Lineage: Eukaryota; Metazoa; Chordata; Mammalia; Didelphimorphia; Didelphidae. Gene Ontology annotation, biological process: snRNA 3'-end processing. The record is from RefSeq and is a predicted model, not a curated record.